AAAAUUAUAGCCGAACAAUGCAGUACACGUCAAAAAUACAAUUCUCCAUUUUCUGGCUGGUUUGCCGUAAACAAUAGCAUCCACAAUUUGUCCUUUGCGUUACGUUUUUGUUAAGUGUUAUGUCUUAAUAGAUCUAUUUUUAUACAAAAUGAAAUAAUAUCAUAUUAACUAUUGACUUCAACAGGAUAAAACGGAAAACAGAAUCGCCCACAAAGUGCUGGAAGAAUAAACAACAAUGGGUCGACGAUCGCAGAGGAAAAAGGGUAAACGUAAGCAGAAGAAAUCCAAAAAACAAGACGACAAAAUCGAAUCGGAACUUGAAAGUUGUCAUUCGCAAGAGCCAGAAUCCGAGCUCGAACCUGAGCCAAGUCCGGAACCGAGUCCCGUAUUUGGCCCAGAUCCCGUAGAACGUCCACCGUGGGAAGACAACCUGAGAGUACCACCGAUACUGAUGCAGUACGACUCUAGAAUGAAGAGGAAAGCUCCAAAGAACAAGAAACACGAUCCUUGUUCGCAGCAAAUGAGGCUAUUGAGGUAUCUUACAAAAAGGGCGGUUGGACGAUCUCGGGUCCUCGGGGUUGUCCCGCUGGAUAAAAUCGAACCGCUGGUUGCGCACAAUCGCAAGUCGGCUCGUAAAAAACCACAGCGUAAAGCGGACAUGACUCCAGAGGAACAUGAGCAACGGACACGGGCUGCCAGAAUGUGUCCUUGCGAGAAGGCAAGUCCGAGUCCGAGUCAAAGUCAUCCCGAGCGUUCGAGUCCAGUGGAAUCCAGCAAAAUCAAUAAAUACUUUAAAAUCCAAGAGGCCAUGAACGAGGCGAUGGACGAAAAUACUGAUGAGACCAUGGACGAGCCAUUGGUCGACGAACCUGUGCCCGAACCCAUGCCUGGGCCAUCCAAGCAGAGACGUCUCGUUACCCCUGAACCAACGUUGCAUGAUGCAGGAACUGACACCGACAGCAUCGAUUCGGAGCCCGACAGUACGACUACCGAGGGCCUGACCACGGAUAACACAGGAAGCACCGAUAGCACAGGUUUUGAGCCAGAAAACCCCGAAGAGGAGUUUACAAUGUAGGAGAAUAUUUUCUAACUAUAUUGUAUAAAUAAAUAUAAAGAGAGAAACUAGUAAUUGACAAAAAUACAGAUUGCUUAGAGAUAAUGUAACAAUUCAAUCGGACAAAUAAAACAACAUUGUUUUAGGAUGAA
Toxorhynchites rutilus septentrionalis is the source of this 1206-nucleotide messenger RNA. RefSeq lists its product as uncharacterized. The record is from RefSeq and is a predicted model, not a curated record. NCBI's taxonomy places the organism in Eukaryota, Metazoa, Arthropoda, Insecta, Diptera, Culicidae. The coding region runs from base 236 to 1075 and encodes 279 amino acids. The transcript has 2 exons.